Messenger RNA from Hydractinia symbiolongicarpus, 1134 nucleotides. RefSeq names its product spindle assembly abnormal protein 6 homolog. The record is from RefSeq and is a predicted model, not a curated record. Lineage: Eukaryota; Metazoa; Cnidaria; Hydrozoa; Anthoathecata; Hydractiniidae. The coding region runs from base 1 to 1134 and encodes 377 amino acids. The transcript is spliced from 2 exons.
AUGGGUAAACGUAAGACGAAGAAGAAUCAAUAUAAAAACAAAUCAAAUAAACAAGUUAUCAACAACCAGCUUGUAAAAAGCGAGUCUGUUGUUGAUGUUAAACAAAGCAGUGAGGUAGACGUUACCGUGUUUGAAGAGAAUGCAACGAUCGUCGCAGAUGAAGAAAAACUUAACAUUGCAUCCAAUCAAAAAAUGGAAAACGAUAUUGGUAUCAGUGUUAUGACGCAACAACUAAAUUGUAACACGGCGAUUAUUUUAUCAUUAAAAAAUGACAUGGUAAAGCAAGCCAGUGAAAUUGAAGCCAAAGAUGCAACCAUAGCUGCAAUGAAAGCUGAUCAGCAAAGAUUGAAUUCAAUUCAUGAUGCGAUUUCGGAACAAAAUCGAAUUCUUGAGAAUGAGCUAUGUGAUGCAAAACUGGGAAACAAGUUUGUUAAUGAAAAAAUACUUAAGAUGAAUCAACAAAAUGCGUAUCUACAUGCAACUGUUGAAAAAUAUAAGAAGAAAGUUGAAGCAACUGAAACACGUAGUAAAUCUUUGGAAGUGCAACUCUUAAAGUCAACACAAAAAGUAAAAGCUUAUGAAGAUGAACGUGCACAUCUGUUAAAUGAGAUAGCACACCUUAAGAAAAAGAAUGAGAUGCAGCUUCAAGAAAUUGGUGGUUUAAAGUCAACAAUAUCAAAAUACGAACACAACAUCAAGGAGAAGAAUCAAGAAUUGACAUAUAUGAAGAAAAGGGAGGAACAAAUCGUUGAAGAGAAUGAAGGCACAGUUGCAAAAAUGCUCGCAGAGCAUGCUAUAGAAAUGUCUCUUUUGCAGUUACAGCUUGAACGAGAGCGGUACCAGAAAGAGCGUGACAUUUCAAAUUUAUCAGAAGAAUUAAUCUGUAAGGAAACACAGAUUACCAAGCUUAAAGAACAACAUUGCGAACUGGAAGCUAAUCUAGAAUCUUUAAAAGAAAGAUUUAUCGAAUCAAAUACGUCCACGCAGGAUAUAAUUGAACAUUUUAUGAGUGACAUUGAAAAAAAAUACUCAACAAAAUGUUUUUAUCGACCAAGAAUCAAAUGUUCGAGAGUGAGAUCUCGUCUACAGCUAAUAAUGGACAAGAUGAAUGACGAGAUCUCAAUGCUUCAUUAA